Molecule: messenger RNA, 888 nt
Organism: Polychytrium aggregatum
Lineage: Eukaryota; Fungi; Chytridiomycota; Chytridiomycetes; Polychytriales
Exons: 1
Coding region: 217-663 (148 amino acids)
Source: RefSeq, a predicted model, not a curated record
UUGAUCCGCUUUGCUUGCUGCCCGCCAUUGUCUCUUCUAUUUUCCAUCCUUUCCAUUCGCUCUGAUAUCCACGAGCACUCCUCUGUCUCGUCACCGAAGUAGCUUCGUCGCUGCAUCGCUGUCGAGUCAUUGGCUGACACACUGCCUGUUGCGCUGCCUUUGCCGCCAACGCCCUUUGUGUCAUCCAUUUCCUCUGCGCACUCUGCUUUCGUUUUAAUGGCAUUUUCGGCAACCGUUGCACUCGCUUGUCCCGGUUGCUUCCUAUCCCCUUCCCUUUUCAUGCUCUUCAAUCCACAUUCCCUUUGUGCCGAUCGCCUUGGCACCACCGCCUGCCCUCCAGCCCGUCACGUCUGGGCGGCCCCUCUCCCUUCGGUACUGUGGUGCUACAGUGGCUCUGCUUCCGAUUGCGAGAACGUACCCCGCUAUUUAUUUGCGAGACGGCUUCGCAGCCAACUCUGCUCGACAGCUUCUUCGCCGUGGCUCUCUGUGUCCGAUGACUGGACAAGUCAGUCUGAGGUUGCGUGGAGCCCGGCCGAUCUCGUUCUACUCUGCCUGAUCUUGGACUCUGGUGUUAUUUGCCUUCCCCGCUUGUUGUUUUGGGCCUUCUUGUUUGGCCGGACUUGCCGUGCUUGGAUGUUUGGCCAUGUCCCCUUUGGUGCUUGAUGCUUGAUUCAUGUUAUUUCGAUUUGCUUCUUCGUACGGCCUUCUAGUUGGAACGACACUUUGGUCGUAUUUUCCCUUUGCCUUUGGUGCUUGGUUUUUUUUUUCUUAGCUGUGAUUGCUGGUGUUUGACGGUGAUGAUGUCGAUAUUCUCUCAUCGGUGUUGGACGUGGUGUCAGCACCUCCUUCCCCUCUGCGGUUUGCCCAAGAUACACGCACUGACCAAGU